AUGUCGCGAGAGGUGAUAAUUUGUGCAUGCGGGAUAGACGUCUUUUACUUCAUCAUUUUCGGGACAAGCUAUGCUUUUAGAAAACUUUUGCGAGUCAUUGAGAAGACUGGUAAAAGUCGGAGCUUCGUCGAGAAAGAGGAUGAAUCUUCGGAUGCACAACUGCGAUUGUACAGGCGAGGAGUAAACGUUUUAUAUGGUCAUGCUCAGGACCGUUUCCAAAAUAAUGGAAGAGGCCCCGCCUCUCCCGCAAAGCCUGAUGGUAGUUCAAGCCAUACCGAGACUCUGAUGAAGAAAGCUACCGGAGUAGCAAUGUUGAUGUAUUUUCUUGUGGAUGAUAAACUACAGCUAGGCCGAGCUCCUUACUGCAAAUGGUUGCCAAUGAAACUUGUCGAAAUAUGUCCUGCAGGUACCGUGUUGCGUGAUCAUAGCAUGCGAAACUUGUCGUUGGAGCUUAACGUCCUACCAGACGGGUGUAUACAGAGAUGGGUGAUCGAGGUUCGCUGUGUUGAUAACCAAAGAACUGAAUAUGCUCUUUUUGGAUUUGAGAUGAAAAAGACUUAUUUGUUAAUGUGCUGGAUCGUAGGCUGGGGUGAGUUCGUGAAGGUAACAGCUAGAAAUGCUCGAGUCUGCCAAACCUACUCAGCACUUAGCCGUUUCGAUGGUAGUGUCAUGUCAUUCCAGACGGAGAACCAUGAUAUGCUCAUGACUAGAAGAUAUUUAGACACAAGUCGCGCCGAGUGUGUUAGGGUAACGAUGUGA
Sclerotinia sclerotiorum 1980 UF-70 is the source of this 759-nucleotide messenger RNA. RefSeq lists its product with no specific name. The record is from RefSeq and is a predicted model, not a curated record. Lineage: Eukaryota; Fungi; Ascomycota; Leotiomycetes; Helotiales; Sclerotiniaceae. The coding region runs from base 1 to 759 and encodes 252 amino acids. The transcript has 5 exons.